AACCCUAACAAGUCUUUCAGAACUCAGAAGAGAUAAAAAGGGUUUCGUCCGCGACAUUGUUGGAAUUGAGGAAUGGGGAAUUUGGAACGAGGAAUGAACGAUUGCGAGACAAAUUUUUUUUAUUUUCAGUAUCUCUCGGAGAUGCAAAGCAGGUUCUUAUUCUUCUUGAAGAAAGGAAACUGAAAACUGAAAAUUCUAUUCUGGAACGAGGAGGAGAAGGUGGGAAUUAUUGAAUGGUGUUGGAGAUCGAAAAUUGCUUCUAAAACCUUGUUUGAAAAGGUCUGUGUUAUUUCGGAUUUCUAUCCCUCUUUUCCGAUGAUGGAUGAUACAGGAUUACAAGUUCAAUCCUAUUUUGUGAUCCUUAGAUGCAAUUCUUGAAGCUUUUCUUAUCUAGGGUUAGGAUUUAUUUAGUUUUCUGAACAUUAGGUGCAGCAAUAGUUGAAUGCGUAGUAACUGUUUUCUUAUAGAUUAGGGUUUUGUUUUUCAGAUUGACUCGAUUGCCACUUGCUUCGCUUCUCUCUCUCUCUCUCUCUCUCUCUCUCUCUCUCUCUCUCUUUGUUUUUGUUUUUUCCGACCAGCGUCUUCCUCUUCGCGGGCAUUCUGAUUCUGAAGUAUUCAUCGAGGUCUAUUAUGGUGUGAGCUUUGAUCUGCGAAAUUUCACGAUUGAAGGGAUUGAACCGUUCUCGGCGUAGUAUUUUGCAGUUACGGCAGUUUCUUUGGAUAAUAACUAGAAGAUGCGAGCACGAAGGCUCGGAGACGUGAGAACCCGAUCCCCUCCCCCUAAGAUAAGGGAUCACAGAUCCGAAUGGCGUCCUGAUCCAUGUCCAUCACAUCGCCGAGACAUGCGUGAGGAUCAUCAUCCACGUUCUCUUCGAAGUUUGAGUCCUCUUGAAGUCGAGAGGUCUAGAAGGGUUCUGGUCCAUGAUCGUAGGAGCACUUCUGUUGAGAGAAGAGAUUACACUAGGCAUUUGAAUGGUGGGAGAGACUGUAUGGUUGUUCGAUCCCCGUCGCCCCUUUACGGCCAGUCCCGUAACCGAUCACAGUUCAAUGAGAACUCUUCUUCUGAUGGCUUCCGCCUGAAAUAUCUAUUGCCUGAUCCUGUUUAUUCGAAUGCUGACCCGAAACCUAGUCUGAAGUAUGUCGAUGAUUGCAGCAGCGGCUUUAGUAGUUCUAGAAUUGGUAAACAGAAGAAUUUCAAUACCAUUGGUUCUUCAGCGCUUGAAGAGAAUGGAAUGUUGUUUUCGAAGUCUUUGUACAUGGAAGAUAGGUCAUAUCGAAAGUUCGUUACUCUUCCUCCUGAGGUUGCCGCAGUCAUAAAUUCUGGUAAAGUUGGCGGGGAUAUUGGCCAUGGAAGGGUUGAGGAUCUUCGGUAUGGUGACAACCUUGGCGGGGAUGUUGGCCAUGGAAGGGUUGGAGAUCUUCGGUAUGGUGACAAUCGUCGUCCAGAUAUAAUAGCUUCUAGAGAAUUAUAUGAAGAAGAGAAACCAGUGUUCUAUUCGAGGGAUGCUCCAUACUCUACCAUGCCUUUGUCUCAUUCUAAUGCUUUUGGUAGCACCUCUUCAGGCCAAGGCCCUUCAAAGGACGAUUUCCUUGGUUUCUAUGGUGGUGGCAGGACUUUACCUUCAGAUGGAUUUGCUAGGAGUGGUGGAAAGCUUACAGACCCUGUCAACCGUGAUGAUUAUCGCCAGCAACCUUAUAGUUCUGGAAAGGAUUUUGAGCUGCCACAGCCUCCACCUUUUGGUUCUGGAAAGGAUUUUGAGCUGCGACAGGAUCUACCUUUUGGCUCUGGAAAGCACACUGAGCUGCGACAAAAAGACCUGGAAUCCUCCCAGCUGGGCCUUCUUAGUCCAGCUGGGCGUGAGGCCCGGGAAUAUAAUUAUCCUGAACUUGGUAGAAGAGAGAGGGUUGAUCCAGAAUACCUGUCUGAUAACUUAUACAGAAACCUGCAUCCAACUGAUGGAAUGGUCCAUGAUCAUAGUAAUUCAGUAAGGCCAUGCUUAAUGGACAAUGUUGUGAACAGGGUUGAAUCUGCUUCAGGUUCUCAUAGAACCCUGACAGAGAGUGCCUUAUGGGACUAUACUUUACAAGGUGAACCGGCAUCAAAUUACUAUGAUGUCGAUAAAAUUUCACGGGAAACAAAGCAAGAUGGAGAGUCAUUGGGUUAUAGAAAUACUCAUCUUGAAAUCAGAUCAAGAAUGUUGAGGGAUCAUGAUAAUGAUAUCUCACAGUCGGUUAUAGAUUAUGGUUAUGAAAGAGACGCUGGUCCAGUGUCUUACGGGGGAAGAUUGCAGAGUUCAACAAUGUCAGAGUGUGGUUCAGAUAUAUACAGGCUUGACUUGAGCCCUGAGAGAAGAUUAAAGGCAGAGGAGUUACGUUUUUAUGACCCAUCUGUAAGGGUGACUAAUAGAAACCACACCAUUGACGAGGAGAUGAAUAGAUACAAUCACAGGUAUAUAUCAAGUAAUGAUGACGAUACAAUUAGCCAAGUUCAGGAAUCCAUUGAUGGUGAUGAACAGUGGACUGGUGAACAUUCAACCAGUUUAUUGUGGUCCAAACGGUUGCACUAUAGACGCCCCCAACAUGGAAAGAAAACUGAAAGGGUAUUUGACAGAAUGGCCCAUCACAGAGGGUCUGCAUCUGAUGAUUGGAUGCCACCUCAAGAUCUAUCUUUACGUGUUCGAGGCUGUCCCAGAGAACCUCGUAUUGCUUGUUCCAGAAAUGUAAGCGUAAAGAAGCGAUUGAGACUUGGUCCCUCAAAUUUUCAUAAUUCGUACACACUAGAUAGGAAGCACACUGUAUACAGACCAUGCAAAUUUCAGAAGAGAAACCAAUAUGAUCUCCAUGGUGAUGUCAAUGAUCAGAAUGCUGGUCCAUCAGAAGAUCAAGGGUCUCCAGCAAAGCCUGAACCACCAGAAGGUUCUGAGAAGUUUAACCAGAAGGCAUAUGAAGCCUUCCUUAGGUUUUCUAAACAGUUGAAUGAGAACCCAGCUCAUCAAAGAAGAUACAAGGAGCAAGGGAAUGCUGGUAGUCUGCUAUGCAUCGUGUGUGGCAGCCAAUCCAAAGAGUUCGGUGACACACGUAGUCUGGUGACACAUGCCCUUAUGUCACAGAAGCAAUCAAGAGCAGACCACUGGGGUCUUCACAAAGCAAUCUGUGUUUUGAUGGGGUGGAAUAGUACUGUGCCUCGUGAUGGUAUAUGGGUACAUGCAGACUUGCCACAUGCCGAGGCUUUGGCUCUGAAGGAGGACCUCAUUCUCUGGCCUCCACUCGUCAUAAUCCAUAACAGUUCCAUUGGCAACAAGGAUCCUGACAGAAGGAAGGUCCUAACAAUUGAAGAUAUGGAAGCUAUUCUCAAAGAGAUGGGUUUUGGUGGGGGGAGGCCCAAGGUAUGCCAUGGUAGACCUGCAAAUCAAAGUGUUAUGGUGGUGAAGUUUGCUCCUACUUUUUCUGGAUUGCAAGAUGCAGAGAGACUUCACAACUACUAUACUAAAAACAAGCGUGGCAGGGUGGAGUUCCAGCAGAUAAAUGCUAUUAGCAGAAAUGGCAAUGGCGAUGCAGGAAUUGUAGAGGGAGAUGAGAUGGAGCAAGUUCUUUAUGGGUACUUGGGGAUUGCAGAGGACCUGAGCAAAGUUGAUUUUGAAACUAAGAAAAGAGCUAUGGUGAAGAGCAAAAAGGACAUUCUGGCCAUUGCAGAUGCUCCUCUGAAGGCAGAAUGAGUGGUCAAUUUUGUUUAUUCCCGAAUCGAAGUAAAGUGAUUGUCCAAAAAUUUGCUGAUUGGGGAAGAGGAACCGUCUCAACCAAAUUUUUGUUAAUACUUUUGUCAGCCUAUUUUUGGGUCUUAUGUUUGUAGAUCCUUCCCAUCUCUGCUUGGCUACAUCCAAAUGCUUCUUUUUUUUGUGUGUAAUCUGUGUCUGAUUAGGAAGUUAUAAUGCCUUAGCUCUAAGAACGUGGAAAGUCUGCAAUCACCCGUUCAAAGGUCUUUCUGCACAUCAAGGUGGAGUAAAAUCAAAGAAUGUCAUCAGAUGGUGGCGGCAGAGCGAUGGUUGAUUGGUGGCUACUCUACCCCGUCUAACAUUAGUGUCGUGUUAAAAUGGAAGCAUAUCAUCACCCAAGUGUAUGUAGAUUGAUUUACACUGUUCGAUUGGUAUGAUGCUACAGCUCUGGAAGGUGAUAGAAGUAUGGAACUGAACUAGUUGCUUUUUUCUUCCGAGUCUCUCAGGUUUUUUUUUUUUUUUUUGUACAAAGUCUCUAUGAGAUUUGUCAUAAACAAGUUCUCAUGGUAAAUGUGCAACUCUGUUUCUAUUUUCUUCAAACCUCAACAUCUUUAUAUAUAUAUAUGCUGUGGUUCUUUUGA
Molecule: messenger RNA, 4354 nt
Organism: Macadamia integrifolia
Lineage: Eukaryota; Viridiplantae; Streptophyta; Magnoliopsida; Proteales; Proteaceae
Exons: 3
Coding region: 735-3716 (993 amino acids)
Biological process (GO): regulatory ncRNA-mediated gene silencing
Source: RefSeq, a predicted model, not a curated record